GUGGAAAGUUAUCAAAUAGUCGCUUAUCUUAUCAUCAUUCAUGAGAUGAUAGGUUAAAUAUUGUAUCAUCAUACAGUUUUUUUUGGAACAUUUUCUGAAUAACAACAACAAGAAUCGAACAUUAUCAUCGAAAACAAUUACAACAACAAAAAUCUGGACCAGAAAAAAAACGACAUAAAAAGCAAGACCACAAGAUACACGAAUGUACGGGAAUCUUCAAUGUUAAUGUCUUGUUGCACAUUGUCGUCGUGUUCAUCAUCACCACCAUCAUCACCAUCCACAUCAUCAUCAUCAUCAUCACCAUCAAAGCCAAAUCCAUUGUCGUCGUCAUUGUCGCCAAACCGAAUAGCAAAACUUGUAUUAAUAAUUGUAUUCAUAAUGAUGAACAACAGUUAUUCGGUCAAUACAAUGUGGAUUAUCGAAUAUCAGCCAUACAAUACAUUAAUUGGUGAGCCAAUAUCAUUGCCAUGUAAUAUAACACCACCAACUAGUGAUGAUGAUGUAUCAUUGAUAUUAUGGUAUCGUGAUGACCAAUCUACACCAAUCUAUACGGUUGAUGCUCGUGGCAUAGGCAAUAGCCUUAAAACGGCCAAACAUUUUCAUGAUAUGGCCAUAUUGGGCGAUGAUGAUCGUGUAACAUUCAAUAUAACAUAUCCAAUUUCUUAUCUACGAUUUAUACGAACAAUAGCCACAGAUACUGCUGAAUAUCGUUGUCGUGUAGAUUUUCGUCGUGAUCGUACCAUAAAUAGAGUGAUGCAAUUAAAUGUGAUAGUACCAGCCAAUAAACUAUCCAUCUAUGAUACCGGUAAUAAUUACAUCAAUGAUAUUGCUGGCCCAUUCAACGAAGAUAUUCCAUUGAAUUUGACUUGCUUAUCCGAAGGUGGAUAUCCAUUGCCAAAAGUUCGUUGGUGGAAAGGCGAACAAAUGAUUGGUAAUCAUAGUAUUACCGUUAAUAAUGUUGAUGGUAAUAAAGCAACAUCAAUAAUGGUCAAAAAUGUGAUAAAAUUUGAUAAGGUGUUACGUGAACAUCUUAUGAUGCCAUUGACAUGUGAAUCAACCAAUACCAAUCUAACUGUGCCUGUUACAAAAACCAUAUUGAUCGAUCUGAAUCUAAAACCAAUCGAAGUAAAAAUUGUACGACCAUUACAUAAUAUGACUGUUGGACAAAAAAUCGAAUUAGUAUGUCAAUCAAGUGGAUCAAGACCACCGGCAAAGAUUGAAUGGCGUAAAGAUGGUAAAUUAAUGGAACAUUUUAGUGAAACAACAUCUGAUGAUGGAUCAGUGACAACCAAUUAUUUGGCAUUCAUACCAACAAUCGAUGAUAAUGGUCGACAAUUAAGCUGUGUGGCAAAGAAUCCACAAUUCAAAAGAUUUGAAUUAGAAGAUCGAAUAGAAUUGAAUAUACAAUAUGCUCCAAUCCUAUCAUUACUAUUGGGAGCAAAUGCUAAACAACAAGAGAUUGUCGAAGAUAGUAGUGUUUAUUUUGAUUGUAACAUUCAAGCAAAUCCUCCAGUAAAAGAAUUUGGUUGGCUAUUCAAUGGAGAGGAAUUAGAUAGACAAUCAAUAAACAACAACAACAACGACAAUAUUAAUCGAAUCGAAAUACGAAAUAAUUCAAUAAUAAUCAAUAAUGUUAAUCGACAACAUAUUGGUGGCUAUCAAUGUUGGGCCACAAAUCAAUUGGGUAAAAGCUAUAGUGAAAUUGUUCAGCUUAAUGUUAAAUACGCACCAAUUUGUUCGAUGGAUGAAACGAUAAAUGAAAUGACAUUCGAAUUAGAAUUAUUUGAACAAUUGUCCAUUGGAUGUAAUGUCCAUGCUGAUCCUCGUGAUGUUAUGUUUUUUUGGGAAUUUAAUUCAUCAUCGCCUACAGCUGAUAUGUCAGUAAACAUUGAACAUCAUCAUCAUCAUCUGGGCAAGAGCAACAAAAACAUAAACAAUGCAUUGGAUUCGGUUGAUGAUGAUGAUGAUGAUGGUGAAGGUAACGAUGAAAAUCGAAGUCGUCCAUUAAUGAGUAUACAGAAUCAUCUUGAAUCACCAUAUCGCAGUGUAUUACAUUUUACGCCUCGUUCAAUCGAUCAUUAUGGUACAUUAUAUUGUUUUGCACAGAAUCGUAUUGGCCGUCAAAGACAGCCAUGUAUAUACCAUAUUCGUAAAUCAGAAACACCAAUGGCACCAAAAAAUUGCUCACUACAGAAUAUAACAUCAACAUCUUUGACGGUACAAUGUCCAUCAUAUAAUCAUCAUUAUUUUUACUCGAAUGUUCAUUCAUCACAAGAACAACAUUCAUCAAUAGAUGAUGACGGCGUGCAUCAUCUAUCGGCAACGAAUGGCAACUAUCAUUAUAUAUUAUUAAUCUACAACGGUUUGAAUCAAUUAAUCAGAAAUCUAAGCGAACCAUCAUCAUCUUCAUCAUCAUCAUCAUCGAUGAUUAAAUUCAAUAUUAAUGAUUUAUCUGCCAAUGAUAUGGAUAAUCUAAACAUGUUCAUCUAUGCUAUAAAUCGAAAUGGUGGUGGACAAAGUGAACGUAUCCGUGUACCAGUUACCAAUCUAGUUGGACAACCAAAAAAAUUGGAACAUAUCGAACAAUUCCGAUUGAAUAAUAUUAGACCAUUUCUAUUAUUAAUAUUCAUUGUCGCCUGUUUGAUUACAUCGAUUGGUGCUUUUAUCGUAAUGGUCAUUAUUAAGCUUGGACGACGACGAAGAAGAAAUAAAACAACAACGACAACAACAACAGCAGCAAAGAAAAACUAUUCAAAUGUUAAAAACAAUAAGGACCAUAUCGAUGGUAAUCAUAAUAAUAAUGUGAAACAAACAAAAGCAACAACAACAACGACGACGAUACGAAAUGAAGGAAAUGUUUUUGACAUUAGUAACAACCAACAAGACGACGAUUCAUUGAAUUCUGUUAUGAAUGUCGUUAAUAGUACGAGUGUUAGCUGUGGUGAUACUGCCAUCGUUAUGGCUUCAACAUUAUCAUCAACAUCAACAACAUCAACAACAACAACAAUCAACGAUAAAUAA
Messenger RNA from Dermatophagoides farinae (American house dust mite), 3021 nucleotides. Lineage: Eukaryota; Metazoa; Arthropoda; Arachnida; Sarcoptiformes; Pyroglyphidae. The record is from RefSeq and is a predicted model, not a curated record.